GAGGCAUUAUGUCAAUAUUCAAUUUAAGAGUAAAGAGAUGCGGUUUUGGUGGGUGGUUGUCUUACCAUUAAUAAGUAAUCAAUCUUAUUGAUUUGGGAAGAGAAAGAGAAUAUGAUAGAACCCUAGCUCUGAUUGUCCACAUAAUCAUAAAAACUGUUCCAAACAGGAUAGGAAUAGGGUUUCAAUCUCAACAAAAAUGGCUCAACCUCCACCUCCGGCUCUUGCUCCUGUUCCUGCUUCGGCUUCAGCUUCGGCUCCAGCACCAGAUGUUUCGGCUUGUUUUCCAAUUCUGCCUGCGGUUCCUCGAGUUUCAACUUCUUCUCAACAAUUAAUGCAUAAGAAUCGCUUGCAAGAGUUCACACAUAAGUCAUACAUACCGUUACCUGUGUAUCAAACUAUCAAUGAAGGUUAUCAACAUAUGCCAAAGUUCAGAUCAACUGUAAUAGUAAAUGGAGUAAGUUACACUUCUUCAGAUACUUUUUCUACUCGAAAAGCUGCUGAACAAAAUGUUGCUGAACUUGCCUUAAAGUCUAUAGCUAAAGAAACAAUUGUAAAUGGACUUGUAACAAAAGAAAUGGUGGAUGAAGGACUUCCUCUUAUACAUGAGGACACCGUGUUUUGCAAGUCUAUUUUGAAUGAAUGUGCCACCAAGAUGAAUAUGAAGAUGCCCACUUAUAACACCAUUAAGCCUGAAGGGUUGCUUCCAGUUUUUAUAUCUACUCUGGUUUUCAAUGAUGUUUCCUAUACUGGUAGUGUUGGAAAAAACAAGAAAGAGGCUGAACAAUUGGCUGCUCGUGCUGCUAUUUUGUCACUUUUGGAUGUUGAAGGUGAUUCUGGAAUGAGGAAGGUUCUUUACGACAUCAUUAAAUCUAAAGUCAAACUAUAUGCUGCAUUGAAUAAAGUUGAUGCUUCUUUAUUGAUGAACAAGGUGCAAAGUUCAGGUGCUGGGGUUGAAAUUGCUUUGCCUGUUACUAAUGCUCCAACAAUUUCUAACAGCAUUGUUGGUGUUGCAACUGCGACUCUUCCAAAUUUGCUGUCUGGAAAUGAUUUAAUAAAGCACAAUUUCAAUAUAGUAAAAUCAGGAACUUCUUUAGAAGCAACCAUUCCUCUAACUUCUCAAGGGGUCAAUUUACCAAUUGAAUUUGUGCAUUCAGAAGUUGCAAACUUUGAAAAUGUUACUGCUCGUACUUCAAAGAAGAGACGUAAGAACAAGAAGAAGGCUAAUAAGAGAUUGUGCACUAGUGCUCAGAUCCAUAUGGCUUCAUCUCCUUUAAAUCAAGGACCACCUUGUUCAGUAGCACAAUGAUCAGAAUGACUGUAAAUUUACAUCACUAGAUUAGGUAGGUAUGAAGCAAGCUCUAUCCUUGCCCCUUGAUUUGAGACCAAUGGGAUUUUGUGCAUUUGUUAUUGUCCUCUUCUUCUUUUGUCCUUUGAUCAACCUUUGUGUUGAGUCUUGAUCUUUUUAUUUUUUUGUUAGUGUAAUCAACCGACAGAACAGUGUUUUGUAUUUUUCAUAUGAACUGUACCUUACGUGUACUAUUAGAACACGUAAGCUCGUUUGGAACGUCGUAUUAGGUCGUAUUGUAUUGUAUUGUAAUAUAUUAUAUUGGAUUAUAUAUCAUAUUUUUAUAUAA
This is a messenger RNA of Cannabis sativa, 1634 nucleotides long. RefSeq names its product double-stranded RNA-binding protein 3. The record is from RefSeq and is a predicted model, not a curated record. The transcript has 5 exons. The coding region runs from base 197 to 1306 and encodes 369 amino acids. Gene Ontology annotation, cellular component: nucleus. Lineage: Eukaryota; Viridiplantae; Streptophyta; Magnoliopsida; Rosales; Cannabaceae. Gene Ontology annotation, biological process: rRNA processing; regulation of gene expression. Gene Ontology annotation, molecular function: double-stranded RNA binding; ribonuclease III activity.